CGGAACGGGGCGGGGCCUCCGAGCUGUAGGUGCUGCUGCCCAGUCGAGACAGGUGCGCUGGACGGAGCGUAGAGAUCGUGGCCGUGCAACGCCGAGCACCGACGGCUUUCUAGUCUGGUUUUCCAGAGCCUGUAGACAAGAUGGAAUCCACUCCAUUUAACAGACGACAGUGGACUUCCCUGUCAUUAAGAGUAACAGCCAAAGAACUUUCUCUUGUCAACAAGAAUAAGUCAUCGACAAUUGUGGAAAUAUUCUCCAAGUACCAGAAGGCAGCUGAAGAGGCAAACACGGAUAAGAAGAGAAAUAACACUGAAAAUCUCCCCCAGCACUUUAGAAGAGGGACCCUGUCCGUGCUAAAGAAGAAGUGGGAGAACCCCGUGGCCGGAGGCGAGUCCCACACAGACACACUGCCAGACAGCAGCAGUGAGGGUGUGCGCAGAGUGGACCACCCUCCGGCCAGAGUGAAGGAGGGCGCUGCUUCUGGAUCCAGAGCAGGCCAGGAAGGGCUAACCCAGCCCAAACCUAGAUUUGGAUCUCGUCCGGAAGCCGUUAUUCAGUGUCGGCAUUCCCCCUCAGAGGACAGCCUGAAUCUGAAAGCCCAGGCCACAGAAAGUCAGAAGAUGGAAAAUUGUCUAGGAGAUUCCAGGCACGAAGUAGAGAAAUCCGAAAUGAGUGAACACACAGAUGCUUCGGGCAAAAUAGAGAAAUACAAUGUUCCGCUGAACAGACUAAAGAUGAUGUUUGAGAGAGGUGAACAAAGCAAGAUUCCUUGGACUCAAAGCCGAAAUGCAGGUGGAAAAAGGAUCUCUGAAAACAGCCGUUCCCUGGAUGACUUGGAAAUAAGUCCUGGUUAUUUGUCAUCUUCCGCAUUCAACUUGGAGAAGAAUGAGAGCAAGCGGAGCCUGGAGCUCCCUCGCCUCUCAGAAACUUCCAUCAAGGAUCGCAUGGCCAAGUACCAGGCUGCUGUGUCCAAGCAGAGCAGCUCAGCCAGCUACACAAAUGAGUUGAAAGCCAGUGGUGGUGAGAUCAAAACUCAUAAACUGGAACAAAAGGAGAAUGUGCCCCCAAGUCCCGAGGUCUGCAUCUCCCAUCAGGAAGGGAAAAAGGUUUCUGCAACUGAGAAUAGCCUGUUGGCCCAUUCUGGCCCUGCUGAAGAUGAUGCCUGUAACUCCCCGGUGAAGAGUGAGGCCCAGCAGCCUGUGUACCCUAAGCCACUGAGUCCUGACGCCAGAACCUCCAAUCUUCCGGAAAGUUCUCCUUCCAGAACAGUGAAGAAGUUUCAGGCUCCUGCAAAAGAGAGCUGUGUGGGGUGUCAGAAGACCGUGUACCCCAUGGAACGUCUCCUGGCCAACCAGCAGGUGUUUCACAUCAGCUGUUUCCGCUGCUCCUACUGCAACAACAAGCUUAGUCUAGGAACAUAUGCAUCUUUACAUGGACAAAUCUAUUGUAAGCCUCACUUCAAUCAGCUCUUUAAGUCUAAAGGCAAUUACGACGAAGGCUUCGGCCACAGACCACAUAAGGAUCUUUGGGCAAGCAAAAGUGAGAACGAAGAAACUUUAGAGAGACCCCCCCAGCCUCCAGAUGCAGGGGAGACCCCCCACAGCCCCGGGGUAGAAGAUGCCCCCAUCGCUAAGGUGGGUGUCCUGGCUGCAAACAUGGAAGCCAAGGCCUCCUCUCAGAGGGAGAAGGAAGAUAAGCCUGCUGAGACCAAGAAGCUGAGGAUCGCCUGGCCGCCCCCAGCUGAGCUGGGCAGUUCAGGCAGCACCAUGGAGGAAGGGUUCAAGGUCUCUAAGCCCAAGUGGCCUCCUGAGGACGAAAGCAGCAAGACGGAGGCUCCCGAGGAUGUAGAUCUGGACCUGAAGAAGCUGAGGCGAUCUUCGUCGCUGAAGGAGAGGAGCCGCCCAUUCACCGUAGCCGCUUCAUUUCGAACCUCUUCCGUCAAGAGCCCCAAGGCGCUGUCACCUCUCAGGAAAGGUUGGAGCAUGUCGGAGCAGAGUGAGGAGUUUGGAGGAGGGAUAGUAACAGAAGGGAAACAGACGGAAUAUGCCAGAGCCUCUGGGAAGAACGAGAAUGUGGGGAAAUCACGCUGGCAGCGCAAGGAUUCCGCCAGGGAGGAAGCAGUGAGGAAGAGCAAGGACAUUCAUGAUUUUGAGCUGGCGAGUGAGAAUUUCGUAGAAAACGGAGCAAACAUCGAUGAAGAUGAUAGCAGUGACGUCGUGCAGAAGUCUCCACUAGAACCCGAGUCUCCAAGAUGGUCCGGCUUUGUAGACACCACUCCCACUAAAGAGUUCACGACCCAGAAUCAAAAAUCUCAAGAUGUGGGUUUCUGGGAGGGGGAAGUGGUCAGAGAGCUGUCGGUGGAGGAACAGAUAAAGAGAAACCGAUACUACGAUGAGGAUGAAGAAUAACAGGCCGCCAUGGGGUGCUGGCCUUAAAUUCCUGUCAGCACUAGUAGUCACUGCCCUUUAUCAAGUGGUGCCCAGAGACAGGCAGCCAGGCGCUAGCUGUCAUUUAUGUGGGAGCGACUUCGGAAAGGAAUUCCUGCUACCAAAACAGAAAACAAAAGAGAAUCAAUUCUAAGUGCAUUAUUGGAACUCCAUUUGAAGACUGGUGUGGUGGUACACGCCUUUAAUCCCAGCACUCAGGAGGCGGAGGCAGGCUGAUCUCUGAGUUUGAGGCCAGCCUGGUCUACAGAGUGAGUUCCAGGACAGCCGGGACCACACAGAGAGACCCUGUCUCCAAACCAAAAGAAAGAAAGUCCAUUUUAGCAGUGAACACAUACGUAAGGGCUGAGGGGAGGCUCUCAUUGGUCUAGCCCAGUGUCCACUACAUUCCCCAAAGUGAAUAUUCAAGUGUCUAGACAGUGGUACAUUUUCACACUACGAAUACCAUUGUGGAAUUGGAGGCAAACAACAGAUUUAGGUACCUACAUAUCAUGACCAGAAGCACUUUAGUAUAAAGGGCACAAUGUAGAUAUUUUUACCAAUUUCAUUUUUUAGUACUCAAUUGUUUAAAUCAAAUAUUUAGUCUUUCAAAAUUUUCUAUGCAUUUUUCUCCCUCCGGUAGAUAUGGGAACUUAUUGCUCUGCAUCCUACACUCUGUAUUUUUAAUUACUGAAGUAUAAAACAGCAGCCUCUGGCCCAGGAAGACCACCCACUUAGUAAAGGCGCUUGCUACACAAACCUGACCACUUGAGUUCGAUCACCAGCACCCACGUAUAAAGGUGAGAGAACCAACUCCACAAGGUUACCUUGUGACAGACGUGCCCUGUGGCACACAUGGCCAUCAAAAGUAAUAAUAAUUUUUAAAAAGCCACCAGGCGUUGGUGGUGCACGCCGUUAAUCCCAGUACUCAGGAGGCAGAGGCAGGCGGAUCUCUGAGAGUUUGAGGCCAGCCUGGUCUACAGAGAAACCCUGUCUGGAAAAAACAAACACAAAAACAAGCCACCCUUCCGAGACACCUUUGAGAACAAAGAGCCAGCCUGUGUGCUUGGUGCUUGGAGAGUCCCACCAUGGCAUCCGCCAGUGUGUCAUCCUGAACUCUAGGUGAUUGUGUCGUCUGUUUGGUGACUUCUCACACUUUACAGAACGCUGCACUGUUUUUACAAGACCUUCUGGGUCAGGGUUCACUGUGCUCUGGAUAAAACCAAAUGAAGACUCCAAAGGAGGGAAAACAAGAGGGACUGCCUGAGCCCAGAUCUCCACGGCCACCCUGAGGCAAAUCUUUUCAGUACCUAUCAUCUCUGAAAUGUAUUGACUUUCCGUGUCAGAUAACGUCUCCGGGUUAAAUUCAAUCAGUUUUAUAUCUUUCUUCUUGGAUGGUGUCCUGGCUGGAUUCACUGUUGGCGUAAUAAAACCCCCGGGCAAAAAGCGACUGGGAGGAAGAAGUCCAUUCCCACUUACAGGUCACAGCCGUUGUCAAGGGAAGCCAGGCAGGAACAUGGCUGGCUCCCUGGCUCCGUGUCCCUGUCUUACUCAGCUUGCUUUCUUAUACAACCAGGGCUGCCUGCCAAGGGGUGGCUCUGCUCACAGCAGUGGCAGCAAAAAGCCCUAGAGACAAUGCCCACAGACUAAUCUGUUAGUGACGGUUCCUCAGUUGACAUCCCCAGGCAAUUCUAUUUGUCAAACUGGCAAAAACCAGCACAGGCGGUUUUCUCUAGCAUUAAGGCUUUAGAACAUUAUACACGAGCAAAGGGUACAUUUGUUGUAAGUGACUGAUAUCCCAAAUCAUGUAUGGGUGUGGGGUGUUUUUAAGGUAGAGAGGCCUUUUUUGCAUUUGUAGAGAUUUAGAGAUGUAAAAUAAUGUUUCCUUAUAGUCUUGUUUAGCCUAAAACAUUUUUAUUCAAUAAAGCUUUUAAUUUACAUUUCAA
This is a messenger RNA of Mesocricetus auratus (golden hamster), 4369 nucleotides long. RefSeq names its product LIM domain and actin binding 1 (gene Lima1). Gene Ontology annotation, cellular component: plasma membrane; actin cytoskeleton. The record is from RefSeq and is a predicted model, not a curated record. Gene Ontology annotation, molecular function: actin filament binding. Bases 141 to 2408 code for a protein of 755 amino acids. NCBI's taxonomy places the organism in Eukaryota, Metazoa, Chordata, Mammalia, Rodentia, Cricetidae. The transcript has 11 exons. Gene Ontology annotation, biological process: actin filament bundle assembly.